AUGCAGCUGCAAGACGACAUAGCGGCAAUCGCCAACGAGCUCAAAGUCUUCUUGCGAUCACUAACAAUAGCUUUCGAGCUGGGAGAUGUCUCCGCUUUUAUUGAUUUGUUCCAGCCUAAUGGAUACCUUCGCGAUAUCUUAAUCUGCGCGUGGAAUUACUCUUCGGUCGCUAAGGGACGCAUGGUGGAAUUCUUCGAUGCAUGUGGUGGUCUGCCAAACAUCAAACCCACCUCUAUCAAGAUAGAUGAUACCAAAACUUCGCCAGCAAGGUACAAGUCGCAAUUUAGGGGGAUUGAGGGUUUUUUCGUCUUUGAAACUGAGGGAGACGGACUUAACGGCGUCGGAGUCGCUCGUCUUCAAUGGGACAAUGCCUCUGGGAAAUUCAGAGCGCUCACGCUGUCGCUGGUGUUGGAUUCAUUCAAAAGAUAUGUCGAACUCUCUGGUGCUAAAAGACCCAUAAUUACUCUAACAUCUGAGCGCCAAGCCAAGGUCAACUGGCACGAAAGGCGCAUGCUGGAAUCAUCCUUCACUUCCCCUUCUCCGAAGCCAAACCCAGAUGUCGUCAUCGUCGGUGCUGGUCAUGCAGGCUUAAUGAUCGCAGCUAGGCUCAAACGAUUGGGGAUCGUCUCACUGAUAAUUGAGAAAAGCAGUCGCGUCGGAGACGGCUGGAGAAAUCGAUACCAUUCCCUGAAACUCCAAGAUACCGUUUGGAUAAACCAGUUUCCGUACCUUCCAUUCCCCGAUGACUUUCCGGUUUACCUUCCCAAAGACAAAUUUGCUGAUUGGAUUGAGAUAUACGCCACAGUCAUGGACCUUAACAUUUGGCUAGAUUCUUCCAUUGUUCCUGGCACAGCUGCUUAUGAUAAAGCAUCUGAGAACUGGACUCUUGAAAUACAGCGAGCCGAUGAUUCUAAACGUGAGAUCAAGUGCAAGCAUGUUAUUCUCGCUACCGGUCAUGCGUCGGAUCCACGCAUUCCUCACUUUGAGGGCAUGGAGAAAUUCAAAGGACCAGUGCAUCAUUCCAGUUUUCACAAAAAUAGUGGAAAUUGGAGAGGGAAGAAGGCAGUAAUUAUUGGUGCCGGAGUCUCAGGACAUGAUAUCUGUCAUGAACUCCACAACGCUGGAGUAGAAGAUAUCACGAUGGUGCAGCGAUCCUCCACCUGUGUUAUCAGCCAAGAAAACGGACUACCUAAUGUGGUAUCUGGCUACUUCGAGGGUGGUCCGCCUGCGGAGGAAGCGGACCUUGCCAGCAUAUCGUUCCCUUUCAAUGCGCUCGAGCCGUUUGCUAAAAUCGGUCAUGCGGCAAUCAACGAAGCAGAUAAGGCAAUGAUCGAUGGUCUCGAGCGUGUUGGAUAUCAGAUCGCAGACAAGGGAGGUCCUGGACUUUACUGGAGUUUAUUGCGAAAAGGUGGUGGAACUUAUCUGGACGUUGGUUGCACCCAAUUAAUAAUCGAUGGGAAAGUGAAGAUCAAGCAGGGCGCUGAGAUUCAAUGCUUUGAGGAGAAUGGCGUUCGACUCGUGGAUAGAAGCUUUCUUGAAGCGGAUAUCAUCAUCUUAGCUACUGGGUAUCUAUCUAUGCGCGAGACGUGCCGAAAAAUUUUUGGGGAUGAGAUUGUCGAUCAGACUGACCGUGUAUGGGGUCUUGAUGCCACAGGCGAAGUGAAUGGUAUCUGGAGACAAACAGGUUGCCCCGGUUUCUGGUAUACGGGUGGGACUAUCCUACUGUCGCGUAUUCAUUCCAAGUAUCUUGCACUCUGGAUUAAAGCAAUUGAGAUGGGACUCGCUCCGAAGAGCAAACUCUAA
This is a messenger RNA of Cantharellus anzutake, 1803 nucleotides long. RefSeq lists its product as uncharacterized. Gene Ontology annotation, molecular function: N,N-dimethylaniline monooxygenase activity; flavin adenine dinucleotide binding; NADP binding. The transcript has 12 exons. Bases 1 to 1803 code for a protein of 600 amino acids. The record is from RefSeq and is a predicted model, not a curated record. Lineage: Eukaryota; Fungi; Basidiomycota; Agaricomycetes; Cantharellales; Hydnaceae.